UGGGAGCGCAGAGACAGAGAGCAGUCAUUGUGCGUGAAGGACCAUGACAGUCCGGAGCGGCAGGAGUUAGGAGAGAAGAAGAAGAAAAGGAGGAGGAAGAAGCCUUCGACCGGGACCUUCCCCUGCUGCACCUGAGACCCACAAAACCUCCCGCUACGGAAACAUGCGAUUUGACAGAGAUUUGCGCGCGCGUAGUUCACUUUUUCCUUCGCGAACACCUUCAGGGAGUUCACAUGUUCCUGCGCGUCGACGAAGAGGCAAUGUUUAAGCGCAGACUACCGGCAGAGCCCCGCGGAGUUUGGACGUGUGUUUACGUAGCUUGACAACGUGUGCGAAGACGAAAUUAGCGACAAGGAGCACCGCGAAUGUAGUCUUCAGGUGGGGAAAAGCGAAUCGCUGUGCCUGCCCGGUGUCUUCCCCUGCGGUCCACCCUCCCGUGUGUUUCGGUUUCCCCGCGGGUUCCGUGUGGGUAAAGUGAGGCGAGGAUGCAGGUGAAGAAGCACCGAGACUCGGACCGGAGCGGCGGGGACAUGCUGGAAGGAGACGGCCUCCGCAAAAACGUCUCAUGCUUCUCAAAUAUCAAGAUAUUCUUGAUAUCGGAGUGCGCCCUCAUGUUGGCUCAAGGCACCGUCGGAGCAUACCUGGUGAGUGUGCUGACGACCCUGGAGCGGCGGUUCAACCUGCAAAGUGCUGACGUCGGAGUGAUAGCCAGCAGCUUCGAGAUAGGGAACCUGGCUCUAAUCCUGUUUGUCAGCUACUUCGGGGCCAAAGCACAUCGGCCCCGUCUGAUCGGCUGCGGGGGCAUCGUCAUGGCGCUCGGCGCCCUUCUCUCGGCUCUGCCCGAGUUUCUAACUAAUCCGUAUAAGAUAGGGGACAUGUGGAGGACUGACGCGGGCCGGGACGUUUGCUCCAACACCAGCAGCGCUGAAGCCCAGCGGGCUGAAGACUUUGUGUGCAACAACAGAGCCAACACCAACAUGAUGUACCUGCUGCUGAUUGGAGCCCAGGUCCUGCUGGGGCUCGGAGCCACGCCCGUGCAACCUCUGGGGGUGUCGUACAUCGACGAUCACGUGAAGAAGAAAGACUCGUCGCUCUAUAUAGGAAUCCUCUUUUCUACUCUGGUGUUCGGGCCUGCCUGUGGGUUCAUCCUCGGCUCCCUCUGCACUAAGUUCUACGUGGAUGCUAUCUUCAUUGACACCGAUAAGCUGGGCAUCACUCCAGAAGACCCGCGGUGGAUCGGGGCCUGGUGGGCAGGCUUCCUCCUGUGUGGCGCCUUACUCUUCUGCUCGGCUCUCUUCAUGUUCGGUUUCCCUCAGUCACUGCCGACCAGCGAGCGAGAGGAGGGGGCAGAGAGUGAGCAGGUCAUGCUUCCUCCCUCUCUGAGUGCAGACUACCAGACUCCAAAGCCCAGCAAUGGGGUAGCACGCAACCAUGAGCCUGCCAACAGCCCCACCUGCUGUCAGCAACUCAGGGUGAUCCCCAAGGUGACCAAGCACCUCCUGUCGAACCCCGUGUUCACCUGCAUCGUCCUGGCGGCGUGUAUGGAGAUCGCGGUCGUGGCCGGCUUUGCGGCCUUUCUGGGGAAAUACCUCGAGCAGCAGUUCAACCUCACCACAUCCUCAGCCAACCAGCUGUUAGGUAUGACGGCCAUUCCGUGUGCAUGUCUGGGGAUCUUCAUGGGCGGUCUGCUGGUGAAGAAGCUGAACUUGUCGGCGCUGGGAGCCAUCCGCAUGGCCAUGCUGGUCAACCUGAUCUCCACAGCCUGCUACGUCUCCUUCCUGUUCCUGGGCUGCAACACCGGCCCCGUCGCAGGGGUGACGGUCCCGUACGGCAACGAGACUCUGCAGGUGGGCGAGAAACCAGACGCUCCGUGCAUCAGUCACUGCAACUGCUUCACCUCCUCCAUCAGCCCCGUGUGCGGCUCCAACGGUGUCACCUACCUGUCUGCCUGCUUGGCCGGCUGCACCCAGACGGGCAGCCCUCGCAAAGCCACCAACAUCUCCCAGAACCUGACGGGAUGCGCUUGUGUAUCCUCUGAGAGUGAACUGGCCACAGCCGUUUCGGGGAAAUGUCCGAUGCCGGGCUGCCAGGAGUCUUUCCUCAUCUUCCUGUGUGUGAUCUGUGCCUGUAGCCUGAUCGGAGCCAUGGCCCAGACGCCCUCUGUCAUCAUCCUAAUCAGGACUGUGAGCCCUGAGCUGAAAUCCUAUGCACUCGGAGUGUUGUUUCUGUUGCUGCGACUCCUCGGAUUCAUCCCCCCUCCUCUGAUAUUCGGUGCUGGGAUCGACUCUACUUGCCUAUUCUGGAGUUCAGACUGCGGCGAUCGGGGCGCUUGCCUGCUCUACGACAACGUAGCUUACAGGCAUCUGUACGUGAGCCUCGCCAUCAUCCUCAAGGCCGUCGCCUUCCUCCUCUACGCCACCACGUGGUAUUGCUUACGCAGGAACUACAAGAAGUACAUCAAAAGCAACGAGGGCUACAUGACGGCGACGGAGUUUUACCCCUCUCUCACAGACGGCCCCAAACUAGUAGACAGGACAAAGUUUAUAUACAACCUAGAGGACCACGAGGUUUGUGAAAAUAUGGAGUCAGUUUUGUAGUUUGUUAUGCAAGAAAAGGACAAUGUUGACAUUCACAUUCUCGCAAAAGAACAUUUUCUUUUUCUUUUCUUCAAAGGAUAAAAUAAAGUGUUUUAGAUCAAGGCGAUCUAUUUAACGGCCCGUCACAGGUGACGUUGCUCUCCACUGCGAUCCACGUCCUCGGUAAACUUUCACGGGUCCAUUUUAGUCGUUGACGUGUCAGCGAGGUGUUUGUCCAGUGUUGCCGGAGAAUUCCUGUGUUGACUCGGUGGUAGAGGACAGACUACUGUAUUGUCAGGCUCGGCCCUAGCUGAUUAGUAAUGAGUGGACAUGAUGCUAUUACAACUAGUUGCCAUAUUGUUUUAGGUCCAUCAUGAUUCCAGUGUUCUGUGUGUCCUUUCAGUCAGUGCACUGUGUGUUCUGCCUGUCACGCUCUCAAAAAAAGGAGAUUUUUAUGAUAAGAAAAAACGAAAGUUGGGUGGUCCCUCCGUUUUUCACAUUUAAAAGUUGCCAAGUGUUUACAAACUAAUAGUUCAGUUACUGCAUUUUAUUUCAAUGCAGGAAGGUUUCUUAUAAGACGAGAACAGAAACACCCGGACUGGGUUAUUAUAGUGGCCUACUAGAUGUUUUAACUGUCAACUAACUCAGUCUAGGACCUUAAAACAAGGUGGUGUCUUCGUGUCAUCAUGCACUGUUGUUCCUCGUUCUCUUGCUGGAGCACAGCCACUGUUUUUGAUACUGUUUAGACUAGACUGUGAAGUCUAGUCUCAUAGAUGCAAAUGUGCAAUUCAUAUCUGAUACAUCGAUGUUUGUUACUAGUUUUGUGUCAGACUGCAGGUUUGUUUUUCAUUAUAGCAGUUUGUUUUAUUUCCAUACCUGCAGAGUUUAUCCAGCCUAACGCGUCUUAAUAAGGGAUUUAUUGAAAUAAGAAUGUUAAUUAUAUUUUCUUUUGACUUUUGCACCGAGUGGAAGAGCAAACAAGAAAAUCAAAAAUAAUAUUUCUGUGUUUUGGACAUUCAAGUAAAAGAGAUGGGGAGUAAUAUAUUAGUUUCAUUAGGCGAGGAAUGUUUUAUUAGAUUGUUUUUGAAAGGACAGUAUAAAUUAUAUAUAAUCGAAUUGUCUGAGAUGUGUAUGUCUGAUGUCACAGAAGAUUUGGGACAAUUCAUAGCGAUGGAAAUAGUAUGUUGCAUUGUUGGGGCAAACGAAACAACCUUAGGCCUGUAAUGUCUGGAAUAGGGCUGCACAGUUACACAACAUUUUAUCCAAAUGCCAAAAUGGCUGCUUACAAUUUCCAAAUUGCAUUCAGCGCAAUAUUUGUAAGAGGUUAAAUCUGUGUUGAAAUACAAUUUCAGAUUGAACAUUGUCGUGCUGCAGAGAUGUCCCGGCCCACAUAUCAUAUUCUACAGACUUAAGAAAGCAUCUUGGUUUGGUACAGAGCCCCCGCAAAAAUCACGCCAUCGUCAUUUUAUUGUUUUUCAGCAAAAAUGAGAAUGAUGUCAAAAAUAUCAUCACCGAUCUCGCAAAUGCAAUAUCAGUCAAACCGCAAUUAGAUUUAUUUUUCAAAAUGGUGCAGUCCUGAUCUGGGAUGAAAAAAUACAUAAAUACUACAGAGGGGUGUGUGUGUGUGUGUGUGUGUGUGUGUGUGUGUGUGUGUGUGUGUGUGUGUGUGUGUGUGUGUGUGAGGUCUAAGUGAACAACAAAGAACACACUGAAUUUAUUCCUGGACAUGUAUUUGAAGAACUCGCACGCACUGUACGAACUGUUACUCUGAUGUAUGUUCUCUCUGCAUUUACAGUUUUGACAUUGUCCCUUUUCUUACACUUUUUGUAUGGCAACAUAUCGUUUAUUUUACUCUGGAAAUAAAUUAUUUUUCAGAAAAUAAA
This is a messenger RNA of Anarrhichthys ocellatus (wolf-eel), 4459 nucleotides long. RefSeq names its product solute carrier organic anion transporter family member 3A1a (gene slco3a1a). Gene Ontology annotation, molecular function: protein binding. Lineage: Eukaryota; Metazoa; Chordata; Actinopteri; Perciformes; Anarhichadidae. Gene Ontology annotation, cellular component: basolateral plasma membrane. The transcript is spliced from 10 exons. The coding region runs from base 486 to 2597 and encodes 703 amino acids. The record is from RefSeq and is a predicted model, not a curated record. Gene Ontology annotation, biological process: prostaglandin transport; sodium-independent organic anion transport; transmembrane transport.